Parathielavia appendiculata is the source of this 3609-nucleotide messenger RNA. Its product is annotated as RNI-like protein. The transcript has 4 exons. The record is from RefSeq and is a predicted model, not a curated record. NCBI's taxonomy places the organism in Eukaryota, Fungi, Ascomycota, Sordariomycetes, Sordariales, Chaetomiaceae. Gene Ontology annotation, biological process: regulation of Arp2/3 complex-mediated actin nucleation; cell migration. Bases 1 to 3609 code for a protein of 1202 amino acids. Gene Ontology annotation, cellular component: lamellipodium; plasma membrane.
AUGGAGCACGUCCAUAGCUUGGAUGUGAGUUGGAUGACGCAUGGGAAUCCCAAAGACAAGACUGCGAGGAAUGCGACAACAUGGCCCAGGUCGCAAUCGAAUUCCGGUCGCGACUCUCCCGCUCCGAACCCGGCCCCCAAUCCCAAUCCUCCCGCGCCGCCUGCAAUCAACGGCAGUCAGACAGAGCCCGACGCGCCGCCAACCCUCGCUCGCUCUAACUCGGCGAGGUCAAGUUCGGACGAGAAGAGACCGCCCGCAACGCCCAGCCCGCAGCGGCGCAACUCUUGGUUCUCCAACAUCUCGUCCAAGUUCACGUCUGGAGGCGGCGUCGCGCACCAAAGCCCCCCGCAAGCGAACACCGCCUCGCCGAAGCCCGGCGAGUUCUCCGUGCCCAAGGUCGUCCCCGCCAAGAACGCCGUCCUUCAACAUGCUACGAAAUACGAGGGCGAGGGCCCCUACAUCCCCGCUCCUCCGAAGUCGUCCCAGACGGGCUUGCUGCAAGUCUUUCGGCGACUGUCAUCCUCCAACGGCACGCUCAGCACAAUCUCGAAGUCGCAUAACCACGGGUUGGUGGAACGGCGGGUGCUGAACGUCGAUCGCCACAGGGAGCGCUGUAGCAUCAGCGGGCUUGACCAGGCUAAGCUUCGGAGGGUGGCCUUCUCCGUCGAUGUGGAAAUCGCACCCAUGCCCAAGUACGCAGAUGACACUGGAGACAAGAGGGGGUGUAAGGGGAACAAGGAGCUGAAGAAGAAGCUCAAGGAAAGGGGCGAAGGCGAGGCGCUGAAGCAUCCCAAGGCGGUCGAACUACAAAAAGAGGUUGACGGCGAGAUCAAGGCGACCGGCGCAGAUGUCCCAAGGGAACCGCCAAAGGAGGCCGGCGAACCCAUCAGCGAGCCGAGGCCGAGUGUCGACAGCACCUCAGAAAAGACCACGUCGGCCGACAGGAAAAGGGAGAAAAAGAAGAAGAGCGAGGAGGAGAGGAAAGCCAGAAAGGAGAAGAGACGCAAACAAGCAGAGGCCAACGGCACGAUUCCCAUGGAGCUCCACUACGUCAGCGACUCCUCCUCCAGCGGCUCGAGCCCCCGCCCAACAGGACUUCCCAAGACGCAGACCGCGCCCACCACCAACCCGGUCAGGAUAUACCGCCGGUGCUGCCAGCUGCGGGAGACGCCCAUCCUCCGCAAGAUCACGGAGCAGCUCAUGGACCCGGCCAACUGCUCGACGGCCGAGCCGGGCAUGGUGGAGAAGCUGGACCUAAGCGGCUACUGGAUGCAACUGACGGAUUUGAUCACGCUCGGCGACUACCUCGCCGUCGUGCCCGUACGCGAAGUAAUACUCGAGAACUGCGGCCUGACAGACGAGGGUUUGCGCGUCAUUCUCGCGGGAUUGCUCGCCGCCAGGAAACCGAAGGGUCGACGCCGGAAGCCGCCGCUCAAUGGGCCCGAUGGCCUGACUGCGCAAGGCGGCGUCGUGGAAAGGCUGGUGUUGAAGAAGAACAAGAUUGGGCCCGAGGGGUGGCGGCAUAUCUGUCUGUUCAUCUACCUCUGCAGGACGCUCAAGAGCCUAGACCUGUCCGGGAUACAGUUUCCCAGGCAAGCUACGCCGGCGCCUGGGCCAGUGGAUGGCAGUCCGACGCCGAAGCCUGCGACAAACCAGCCGCAAGGUCUGUGUCAGUUGUUAGCAAAGUCAUUGGGCGAGAGACUCGGUGGGUCGACGCUCAGUCUGCUGAGCCUGGGUCAGACGGGCCUCAGCAGCGAGCAGCUGGGGUUCAUCAUCGACGGCGUCAUCAAGUGUGGCGUGAAGCGGCUGGGUCUGGCCAACAACGGCAUCGACGCCGAGGGUCUCGCGCACGUGGCCAGAUUCCUGAAGACGGGGUUUUGCGAGGGACUCGAUCUGGGCGGCAACGACCUGCGCGACGGGCUCGCGACCUUGGCGGAUGCCCUGACGGCCGAGGACUGCCCGCUGUGGGCGCUGAGUCUGGCCGACUGCGGCCUCACGCCGUCGUCGCUGUGCAAGCUUUUGCCGACGCUGGCCAAGCUGGGUCAAUUUAGGUUUAUUGAUUUGUCGCAUAAUCAGGGGCUGUUCAACUCGGAUCCUAGCGCGGUAUGCGUGCUGAGGAGAUACCUCCCGAAGAUGGCGUGCCUGAAACGCAUUCACCUGGCAGACUGCGCCAUGACGCCGGAGCAGGUUAUUGCAAUCGCUGAGAUUCUGCCUGAGGUCACCGGCCUCGCGCACGUCAGCUUCCUCGAGAACCCGCAGCUCGUCGAACUGGCGACGAACGCCAAGACGGAGGAGACCAAGGAGGAGGCGUGCGCGCUGUUCGCCUCGCUGCUGGCUGCCGCCAGAGUAUCGACUAGCCUGGUCGCCGUCGAUAUAGAGGUGCCCAGCGAGCAGUCGAGUGAUCUUGUCAAGGCCCUCGCCAAGCAGGUCGUGGCGUACUGCCUGCGCAACAUGGAGAUGGCGGCCACGACAGCAGCUGAGGGCCAACAGACUGAGGUGAUCCCCAAGCCGGAGCCGGCGUAUCCCGACGCGCUUCAGAGACUGGUCGGGCACGACAUCACGGUGUUGACGGAUAUGGACGCCGACGUGGAUGCCGCGCCGGACGAGGACUAUGUCAUUGGCGGGACUGGCGUUGUCCGGGCGCUGGCGGCGUGUCUGAAAAACCGCGGGGACGAGUCGAGGCGGCAAUCAGGCGAGUUCAUCCGUGAUGUGGAGAACGGCGUGCCCCAGCCUCCGCCUGCGGCUCCGAGCGGCGGCAAGGCCAAGGAGACUUCCAAGCACUUGUUGCUGAGUGCGAGGAAGAUCAGACUGAGGCUGCAGCCGGCCAUCGACAAGGCCAGGGCGACGGCGAAUGAUACGCACACUUACCACCGCCUCAUGUUCCUCUCUAACACCCUCAACGGUAUUAUCAAGCGCUUUGAAGAAGAAUUCCCUGAAACCCGCCUCUUUGUCUCGGCCGACAGCGCCAUCGACAUCCCCGACCAGGAUGUCAACAAUGAUAACGAUGACGACGAAAUACCCUCUAUCUCCAACCUUACCUGCGACCCAACCGCCGAGGCAGCCGCAGCAGCAGACUCGAUAUCCGACGACAACGAAGACCCGCCCACGGCCAUCCGAUCCCCCUCUCUCUCCCGCUCCAACUCUCUCCUCUCCCUCAGCUCCAAGGCCCUCGCCCACGAAGAAGGCCGCAUCCUCCGCGCGGGACACACCUUCCGCGCCGGCGUCCUGGCCGACCCGGACCCGGAUCCCAACCUCGAUUGGUCGGAGCGCUACGCCCUGCUGACCUCGGGCGUCGAGAUGGUGGGCGCUGAUCCGAACCAUGCGAGGCUGCUGCAUGAUUUGUUGGAGGAGCUGGGCGACGAGGCGUUGAAUGAGGAGGUGAAACGGAAGGGGGUUGUGGAGGUGUUCAAGCAGAGGAAGGAAGAGAUUGUCGGGUUGUUGAGGGAGGCGGAUCCGGGGGCGUGGGAUCGGUUUGUUGAGAGUCAGGAGAUGGCGAGGAAGAAUGUUAGCGUGCCGGCUGCUGUGCCGGGCCAGGGGGAGGGGACUGGUGGCUGUGCUGGUGCUGCUGUUGGAGGUGGUGAGGGUGGGGAAACGGCUGUGAAGGAUUGA